AUGGCGGUUUCAAGCAUGAUGGGCAUUAGUCCUUGGCAGCAGAUGGAGGCGAUGAGUGCUGCCAGCAGCAUGGCACAACGCGCGCAGGAAGCAGUCCAGGAUACUGCAGGCUUCGUGUCGGGCGGCAUGUUCGGCGAGUCGGACAUCCAUGCGGCAGCGGCUCACAAAGAAGCUGCGGUAAGAAGACCGACAGUGGUCGACCCAUCUGCGAUUUCGAAGCGCAAGUGGCGGCUCUGUGUCCAUCAUGGCAGGGACAUGCCAUCAGAACCCACUUUGCUCGAGGUGACUACGCAGGUGAACUCUGAGAGGCAGGAGAGGCAUGUCAGCCCUGUUUCAGUAGCGUCCGAGUACCCAGUGUGGGACUUCAACAUGGAGUUUGACGUGGACCUCUACGGCGGAAGGCCGCUGAACGUAGAGAUCAAGGUCAUGUCCGCCAGGCUUUUCGGCCGGCGCCACUUGUUUUCGGGAUCUCUCAGCGCUGCGGUGGGUUCCAACGAUGUGCGGCGGCAGGAGAUCACUCUGGAGUCCGCGCCAAGCAUUUUUACCGGAGCUGCGGACACGAAUUCUCAACUCGUUGUAGCCUGGCAGCUGUGUGAUCCGGAUGCUGCUCAGCCAGAGCUUUCCAGAGUGGCGGAGUCGGGUAGAGAAGCGAUGGACAAGCAAACGUUCAUAGCAAACGUUGGACUCAGGAAAUGUGAGCUGCGCACCGGUUUCGACCCCAACAAGUACGAUGUCUACUUAAGGAUAAGUGGCGUAAUGCUCGACGAUGUCUCGAGCGAGGCAGACACAGAGCUGGUUGUCGAGGAUUUCCCGGCAGAGCCAGUGGAUGAUCCAUCCGACGGAAAGACCAAGAAGAACAAGAACGUGCACAUUUUUCGCUUCAAGAGACCGAGCCAGGGUGAUUCUCAUUUUUCAUGGAGCCUGGUUGCCAGCAAGGAAGCCGUGAAUUUCAUUCUCAGCUGUCCACGCAUUUCCUUCUGUCAGGAGAACAACUGGAAAUUUUCAAGUCGUUGGACUUGCCUGGACAAGUCUAUGGAAAAUGUCGGAGUCGUGUACGCCGUGUCCUUCCCGGACAGUCCCAUCAUCAAGAUCGGAAUGAUCCUGUCUGACGACUUCGAGCCCUUCGUGCGGACGCUCCUGACCAUGACGGACGCCCAACUCAAGAAUCUCUUCAACAAAUAUUGGCUGGCGUGGCAAGACCCCUGUCCGACCUUGCCGCACGACACUUUCCAGGCCGCGCCGCCUGCAUCUACCCAUGCUGACAAGGCAUUGACCAAAGAGGGGAUCCCCGCAGUGGCUGAGGUGACCAUGAUGUGUUACGAAGAUUACCGGCGUGAGAUGCCAUGA
This is a messenger RNA of Symbiodinium necroappetens, 1347 nucleotides long. The record is from the annotation of a GenBank genome assembly. Lineage: Eukaryota; Dinophyceae; Suessiales; Symbiodiniaceae.